Nilaparvata lugens (brown planthopper) is the source of this 915-nucleotide messenger RNA. RefSeq lists its product as uncharacterized. The transcript has a single exon. Gene Ontology annotation, molecular function: nucleic acid binding. NCBI's taxonomy places the organism in Eukaryota, Metazoa, Arthropoda, Insecta, Hemiptera, Delphacidae. Gene Ontology annotation, biological process: DNA integration. The record is from RefSeq and is a predicted model, not a curated record. Bases 1 to 915 code for a protein of 304 amino acids.
AUGAAGGCAUUGGCCCGCAAACACUGCUAUUGGAAAAAUAUUGACAAAGACAUCGAGGCAGCAGUGAGAAGCUGCAGGAGCUGUUGCGAAUUCAAAGCAGAUCCAAAGGAGGCACCUCUACAUGUGUGGGAUAUACCAGAGUCCAACUGGCAAUGUGUCCACAUGGACUAUGCAGGCCCAUACAAAGGUAACGAUUACCUCAUCCUAGUUGAUGCCAAGUCAAAGUGGCCUGAAAUUGCAGUGACAGCUACUCCACCAACUACAAAUUCAACAAUUAGGAUGUUGAGGGAAAUAUUCUCUCACAAUGGACUUCCAGAGAUCCUGGUCAGUGACAAUGCCACACUUUUCACUUCCAAUGACUUUCGAGCAUUUUGCAAACAAGAUGGAAUAAAACAAAGAUUUAUUGCCCCAGGCCACCCAGCAACAAAUGGAUUGGCUGAAUGCCACGUCCAGACUUUCAAGAAGAAACUUAAGACAAUGACAUCUGAUGAAGGCACUCAUCAUGAGAAGUUCCAUGCAGCUCUGUUCAGACUGCGUGUUACACCAUUGGAGUCAGGAGAAACACCAGCAGAACUCCUCAUGGGUCGUCCACUACGAACACAUCUAGACAUCUACAAACCCACUAUCCCUGACAUCAACCUAGCAGUCCAACCACCACCUGAACUAGUCCAUCAUUUGCCCUUAGGAGCCAGGGUGCAGGCUCGUAACUACACCACAUCAGGCAAGUGGUGCUAUGGAACCAUUGUAGAAUGUCUUGGUAGGCUCCACUACCUUGUUGAACUGGAUGAAGGAUACACAAUCAAGAGACACAUCGAUCAACUUCAACUAUGUGAAAUUCCUCUCACCAAGAAUGCACUUGACCAGUCUUCUCCAAUUGUUACCUUGAAGAUACCUGACUUCAGACCAAGACAAUAA